UCAACCUUCCCCAAUUUGGUAACCCUAACUAUAAUCCGCUCGAUCGCUUUCUGUCAAUCUCUCUCGAAUCACACAGUAUAUAGGCCAUACUCUCCAAUUAUGUGCGAUUUGGUGUUGAUGUAAACCGUGGUGGCAUGUUGCGAAUCACAAUCAAAACACAACGACGAGAUAGAUCAUGCCGUAGACAUCUUCCCAUGCCGAUGAUCCCAAAUAAGGAAGACAGCGUUGACGAGUGCAGUUUAUACAACAUUGAACGAGGUAAAACCAUUAAUCUUGAACUGAAAGUUCAUUAUAAUAAGAGGUGUAGUGGCUCUUCUCUCAUGGUUGGCUCGCCACUGUAGAAGAAAAUAUUGCCAUAACCCCGAUAAACCCUUUUACAAAGAUUUUUUGGAGUCCGGCUGCGGCCCAUUUGGAUUCUCCAUUGGCUAUAUAUCUUCAUGUCUUAAAGAGAAACCAUUACCUGCUAACACUUGAUAGAACUGCUAGUGCACUCAAAGGCACUCCUUUGAUUGCAAUGGAUAGAUUUAGACAAGAACUAUUUCUACGUGGGAGACGGUUGCACACACUGUCCCAUGAUGGCCCAACAGAAAGUCUGAAGAGAAGGAUUGCUGAAUUGGGGAAGAAGGGGAGAAGGAAGAAUCCGAAGAAGGAUCAAGUAUUUGUAGAGGUUCCAGAGCCAAAAACGUUUCUUGACACUGCAACCAUGCCACUGAUUCUUACUGCAGCAGGAAUUGUACUCUUCGCCAAGCUUCUCAUGAUGUACGAUGAAUCAAGAUCCCAAGAGUUGAUUGAGCGCAAAAUAAAAAAUGCUCCAGCUGUUCAAGGAUCAGUGAGGAUGCUUACUCGAGAGGAGUGGGAGGAAUUUCGAGAGAUACGUCCAAGGACCCCUCUCGAGUCCAAGCUUACUCGUCCAAAUGCAAAAGUUAGAACUGGAGAACCAGUGCACAAAUGUUUUCCCCCACUUUAUUUUGUUUGUCAAUAACUUGCUGAUCAUUGAUGACUCUUUGGAAUAAACAUAUUUCGGCUGAUAUUUCUAG
Tripterygium wilfordii is the source of this 1037-nucleotide messenger RNA. RefSeq lists its product as uncharacterized. NCBI's taxonomy places the organism in Eukaryota, Viridiplantae, Streptophyta, Magnoliopsida, Celastrales, Celastraceae. Bases 515 to 982 code for a protein of 155 amino acids. The record is from RefSeq and is a predicted model, not a curated record. The transcript is spliced from 2 exons.